GCGGAGGCAGAGCGGCGCGGUGGCGGCGGCGGCGGCGGCUGCUCGGCCAGCACUCCGGGCCCCCGCCAUUUCCGACUGGGCGCGAGCGCGGUGCGGGCACUGAAGGCGGCGGCGGGGGCCAGAGGCGCGGCGGCUCCCAGGUGCGGGAGCGAGGCCUGCUGAAAAUGACUGAAUAUAAACUUGUGGUAGUUGGAGCUGGUGGCGUAGGCAAGAGUGCCUUGACGAUACAGCUAAUUCAGAAUCACUUUGUGGAUGAAUAUGAUCCUACAAUAGAGGAUUCCUACAGGAAACAAGUAGUAAUUGAUGGAGAAACCUGUCUCUUGGAUAUUCUCGACACAGCAGGUCAAGAGGAGUACAGUGCAAUGAGGGACCAGUACAUGAGGACUGGGGAGGGCUUUCUUUGUGUAUUUGCCAUAAAUAAUACUAAAUCAUUUGAAGAUAUUCACCAUUAUAGAGAACAAAUAAAAAGAGUUAAAGACUCUGAAGAUGUACCUAUGGUCCUAGUAGGAAAUAAAUGUGAUUUGCCUUCUAGAACAGUAGACACAAAACAGGCUCAGGACUUAGCAAGAAGUUACGGAAUUCCUUUUAUUGAAACAUCAGCAAAGACAAGACAGAGAGUGGAGGAUGCUUUUUAUACAUUGGUGAGAGAGAUCCGACAAUACAGAUUGAAAAAAAUCAGCAAAGAAGAAAAGACUCCUGGCUGUGUGAAAAUUAAAAAAUGCAUUAUAAUGGGUGUUGAUGAUGCCUUCUAUACAUUAGUUCGAGAAAUUCGAAAACAUAAAGAAAAGAUGAGCAAAGAUGGUAAAAAGAAGAAAAAGAAGUCAAAGACAAAGUGUAUAAUUAUGUAAAUACAAUUUGUACUUUUUUCUUAAGGUAUACUUAAGUGAUAAUUUUUGUAUAUUACACUAAAUUAUUAGCAUUUGUUUAACUUUAGCAUUACCUAACUUUUUUUUUCUGCUCCAUUCAAACUAUUAGCUUUUAUCUUGAAUGCUUAUUUUAAAAUGACAGUGGAAACUUUUUUUUCUCUAAGUGCCAGUAUUCCCUGAGUUUUGGUUUUUGAACUAGCAAUGCCUGUGAAAAAGAAACUGAAUACCUAAGAUUUCUUUCUUGGGGUUUUUGGUGCAUGCAGUUGAUUACUUCCUAUUUUUCUUACCAAUUGUGAACUUCAAUGUGAAACAAAUUAAUGAAGCUUUUAAACCCUCCCUAUUCUGUGUUUUCACUAGUCACCUACAUGGAUUAAUUACUAAUUUUAACUUCAAUUGAGAUUUCAUGAUUGGUUUUGCCAGAACAUUAAGGGAACACGAAUUUCUGAGCUUCCUGUAGAUUCAUCUUGUAGCCAUCAUGUCCUGUAGUUUCAGUUGCCGUUACUUAAUGUAAAUGUACACUGUUCACAAAGGCUUUCUUCCUCUUUCACUGCUAUUUGUCAUAGUCAUGUUCCCAAAAAUAAUAUAUUUUUUCUAUAAAAGGGGAAAAAAGGAAAAAAAGACAAGGCAAUGGAAAAUAUUAAAAGGCUAUUUACUGUCCACAUUAGAUAAACUCCUAUAAUACUCUUAAUAGCUUUUCCUGUUAAUGCAGACCCAGUAUGUAAUGAGGAUUCUAGCAACCAUUUGGGGGUAUAUUUACAUGCUACUAAAUUUUUGUAAUAAUUUUAAAAAAUUUUAACGUGUAUAAAAAUUCUCGUAGGAAUUAAAUAUAGUCUCCCUGUGUCAGAGUGCUCUUUCCUACCAUAACUUUCAAUAAACCUUUUCUUGAACUUCAGUCUUUAAAAAUAAUUUUAAUUCUGGUAGUGAUAUUAAAGAUUAUUUGAGUCAGUUAGAGUAGGUGUUAAAGAGACCAAGUUGAAGUCCAGGCCCUGUGUGAACCCCUGAGCUCCAUUGUGAGUUUCACAGUAUGGAGUGCAUCCCUAUGGUCUCCCCGUGUUGUCAAGCAUUGGUUGGUCAAAAAAUGGGGACUGGAAGAGAUGUGGCUAGCUCAGCAAGAUACGUUCUCACUAUGUGGUGGUUCUGCUGACAGAUCAGGAACAUAACUUAAAAAUAACAACAGAACUUAAAUUAUAUGUAUAUAUUUUAAAUGAGGUUUGGGGGAUGGGGCAAAACUUUAACUUUUUUAAAUAAUGAAGGGAAAAAGUUUCAAAGUCUCUAGUAUUGUCUAGUUCUCUUAACAUGCUAAAGUAACAUUUCAUAAACACUUUACAAGUCUGGUCCAUUUUUGUUUAAAGAAUAAGGUUUAAAAAUAGAUAAAUUAACAAAAUGAUUCUUUCAGUGCAUUUAAAAUGUUGCUUAUUUUAAGAUAUUUAAAGUGAGAUGGUACAUUUAAAGCAAGAGGUGAAAAUAUCAUUGGACUAGGAGGAAGGUGACUUAGAUUUUGGUGUCUUACAACUUUGAUUUUGGGCAGAUCACUUAUCAUUUCUUCAUGUUAAAAUAACUCAUCUCAAGGCCAUAGCUAGCCUUACAAUUAUGUGAUUUACAUUCAGUUUACAUAAAAAUAUACCUGUUUGUCAAUCUUGGCAUAAUUUUUACCUGUGUUAUUAUCUUCAAUACCAGUUUUAGGCAAUUAUGCAAGAGGUGAAGUUCAUUUUUGAAUAUCCUUUCUCCAUAUUCAAGACUUUUCCUCCCAUAUUAGUGUCAUCUUGCCUGCCUACCCUUCUAUAUGGCCAAUGACUUGAUGCUUUUAAUAUAUCUAAUUCCCCCUAACCUCAAGAUUUAUUGCUGUUUUGGGUAUCUCCUUGAAGGCUUCAGAUCAAGUCACAUCAGAAUGCCUUACAUCUUAUUUGCUCAAGCUCAACAUAAUCUGACAGAUACUACAGUGGGAUUUGACCUAAUGGCUAAUUUUUGAGGUGGUUGUAGCAAUUUAAUCUUUAACCUUUGAAUAUCAUGUUUGCUGACUGGUCCAUUAGUGACUAUGUAGGAAUUUUCAUACCUGCUAUGAGUAGACAGAACCCUAUCCAAUGGAAGAAGAAUUUAAUAAAGGUAGUGCUGAAAGAAUUCCUUAGAUAAUCUGUAAUUAGGACUGUGCUGAAAGAAUUCCUUAGAUAAUUUAUCAUUAGGAUUAACUCUGGUAACAGUGACACAUUGCAUUGUUUUAAUAACUAAAAUCUUACAGUGAAAAAUACUUCAAAAUUUAAUUUAUAAAGCUUUUUAGCGUGGUUCAUUUAUUCAACAUAUUUGAGUGCCUUCUAAAUGCCAGGCACUACACAAGGCACCGAGGAUAUUAUGGUAAAAGGGACAUAAUCUUUAUGCUAAAGUAGUCUUUAUAUUCUAGAGUGGUUUGUAAUCUUUGUAAGGCGUUUGGCACAUGACCCAGAAAUAACCAUGCAUAUUUUAGUUUUGUAGGGAAGGGAGUCGGUCUCUUGAAAUUUCUUCCAUUUUUGGAAUAAUUAUUUUGCUCUGAUUCCAGUGUAACUGUUUAAUCAAGCUACUUUAUAUAAAUCAUUUUUCAUUGUUUUAAAGGAGUAAGCUUGAUUAUAUAUUUUUAUUUGGCAUAAUUGUGUGACUCUGUUGGGACAAUUAUAGUAUACAUUAAGUUGUAUGUAAUAAUAUUAAAAUCCCCAAGUGUGUAAUAUUCUGGUUGGUCUCUUUGUGUAAGUAAUUAAAAUAGACUUUAAAAUUAAUAAUGAAUUCUGAAAUAGCUAUGUUUAUUUAAGGACGAUUAAACAUAUGCCUGAACUAAUGGACAGAAAAGGACAUUUCUGUGUAAAAAUCAUUACGAUUUCUGGAAUGGUUUGCUAAACUAAGGUUCAUGGAAUAUUAUCUAGGUGGAGUGUUAAGACUUAUAUAGAACCUCCUCUUGUUUCUACCCAAGAUAAAGAAAUGGCCAUGCUUCAAGAAUAGCAGUGCAUAAUUGAGUGAGGGGAUUUUUUAGGACUCUUGAAUUUUUGAUGUAGCUGGGAAAUUUUUUUUUAAUGCAGUGGUAAUUAUCCUUUAUUAUCUAAAUUUAGAAUAAAUUGACACAGGUUUGUUUUCAUAGAGAUUUUAAAAGAGGAAAGAUGAUCCUAGGAGUAACAUAAAUGUUAUCUAAUUAUUACAGACUUAAGAUAAAGUUGAAGUUGAAAAAAUGCUAAAUUAUAGUCUUAAGACAUAAACAUGUUUGUGGAAGAAUGUAUCAGAAGUAUAUAGUAAAAUUUGAAUGAAUAUUCCCAAUUGGGAAUUCUAGGCUCUAUUUUAACUGAGUCACACUGCAUAGGAAUUUAGAACCUAACUUUUAUAGGUUAUCAAAACCUUUGCCACCAUCGCACAAUUUUGUCCUAAUAUAUAAAGAAAUCUUGUGAGGCAUGUUAAGUUGAAGUUUGCAUAAGUUCAUCUCAUUUGUAUUCCAGUUACUGUUUUUUCUUCUAGCCAUUUUUCUACACAUUGUUUUUGUAGGUAAUAAAAGCUAGUAUCAUUUACAUUUGUCCAAAAAUAAUACUUUCAUAGUAAUUAUAUAUUGCUGAUUUUUAAGAACCUAGCAGUUACUAUAAAACUGAAUUUAAUAACUUCUCUGUUAAUAUUGGGUAGCAUGAAAUCUGCUUUGAUAAAUUGAACAGCAUACAACUGGUAGCUGCAAAUUCCUUCAGAAAAUGAAAUUAUUUCUUUCUAAAGAUAUAUUCUUAACCAGUUCUUAAAAAAUAGUGAUAACUAGAUUAAUACUUAUUUUAGUUCAAUAGUUUUAAGUGCCUGUUUGGGAUGAUGCUAGGUAAUUUAGAUGAAUUUAGGGAAAACAAAAUUAUUACCUGCAGAAAUGUCAGUUACAGAGAUCGCCCCUCCCCAUAGAGUUAAAUGGGUAAUGUAAUGUUUUAUCCAAAAGUUUCCAGUUCCACUGUCUUGUGUUUUCAUGUUGAAAAUACUUUUGCAUUUUUCCUUUGAGUGCCAAUUUCUUACUAGUACUAUUUCUUAAUGUAACAUGUUUACCUGGAAUGUAUUUUAACUAUUUUUGUAUAGUGUAAACUGAAACAUGCACAUUUUGUACAUUGUGCUUUUCUUGUGGGACAUACGCAGUGUGAUCCAGUUGUUUUCCAUCAUUCGUUUGCGCUGACCUAGGAAUGUUGGUCAUAUCAAACAUUACAUUUAAAAAUGACCACUCUUUUAAUUAAAAUUAACUUUUAAAUGUUUAUAGGAGUAUGUGCUGUGAAGUGAUCUGAAACUUGUAAUAUUUUUGUCAUGAACUGUACUGCUCCUAAUUAUUGUAAUGUAAUAAAAAUAGUUAUGAUGGCUA
Molecule: messenger RNA, 5190 nt
Organism: Myotis myotis
Lineage: Eukaryota; Metazoa; Chordata; Mammalia; Chiroptera; Vespertilionidae
Gene: KRAS
Product: KRAS proto-oncogene, GTPase
Exons: 7
Coding region: 165-848 (227 amino acids)
Biological process (GO): Ras protein signal transduction
Cellular component (GO): plasma membrane
Molecular function (GO): GTP binding; GTPase activity; GDP binding
Source: RefSeq, a predicted model, not a curated record